Ictalurus furcatus (blue catfish) is the source of this 7522-nucleotide messenger RNA. It is a transcript of the gene ppargc1a, whose product is annotated as peroxisome proliferator-activated receptor gamma, coactivator 1 alpha. The transcript has 13 exons. NCBI's taxonomy places the organism in Eukaryota, Metazoa, Chordata, Actinopteri, Siluriformes, Ictaluridae. Bases 333 to 3800 code for a protein of 1155 amino acids. Gene Ontology annotation, cellular component: nucleus. The record is from RefSeq and is a predicted model, not a curated record. Gene Ontology annotation, biological process: positive regulation of transcription by RNA polymerase II. Gene Ontology annotation, molecular function: RNA binding; transcription factor binding.
UAGAAGGCGAGCAGAGCUUGUGCCUAUAAGCGGAAGUAGGAGCCCGCCUGCUGGAGCGGCGCGUCAUCGGCGGAGCGGCGAGCGCGCGCCAGUCACUCCUCCCUGCCUACUUUUAAUAGCUGCGUCAUGUGACUGGGAGCAGUUGUAAGGCAGGUGCCCCUCGGUUCAUUCUCAGUGAGGGGGCACUUCCCUGCACGACCGCACAACCAGGAACGCUUGGAUUGUCACGUUUCUUAUUGAUUUUUUUUAAAAAACAAAAGCAUUAUUAUUAUUAUUAUUAUUAUUAUUAUUAUUAUUAGAUUUUUCCCCCCGUACCGUCAUUCAGUGGCUGGAUGGCGUGGGACAGGUGCAACCAGGAGUCGGUGUGGACGGAACUUGAGUGUGCUGCCUUAGUUGGGGAAGACCAGCCCCUCUGCCCUGACUUACCUGAACUGGACCUCUCCGAGCUGGACGUCAGUGAUCUGGAUGCAGAUAGCUUUCUGGGUGGACUCAAGUGGUACAGCGACCAAUCAGAAAUCAUUUCCAGCCAAUAUGGCAACGAGUCGUCCAAUCUGUUCGAGAAGAUAGAUGAAGAAAAUGAGGCCAACUUGCUGGCAGUGCUCACAGAAACCCUGGACAGUAUCCCUGUGGACGAGGACGGAUUGCCUUCGUUUGAAGCCCUGGCAGAUGGGGACGUGACCAACGCCAGCGAUCAGAGCUGUCCCUCCACCCCUGAUGGCUCGCCACGCACCCCAGAGCCAGAGGAGCCCUCCUUGCUAAAGAAACUCCUUUUGGCUCCACCUAACUCUCAGCUCAGCUAUAAUCAAUACCCAGGCGGUAAAGCACAGAACCAUGCAGCCAGCAACCACAGGAUACGACCAACACCCGCUGUUACCAAGACAGACAACCCCUGGAACAGCAAACAAAGAGGGGUCUGCCCCCAGCCAAACCGACUGGUGAGACGCCCGUGCACUGAAUUGCUCAAGUACCUCACUGCCAGCGAUGAUGCCUUCCAGACAAGAGCCAGUGAAGCCAAGAGCACCUGGUCAGGCUGCGACAAGGACAGGGGUGGGCCUGGUACCUCCUCCUGUUCAUCGUCUUCCUCUCCAUCUUCUUCAUCCACUUCCUCCUUCUCCUCCUUGUCCUCCUGUUCCUCCUCUACCGCCUCAAAGAAGAAGCCCUCCUCUGCCUCCCUGUCAACGCAGCAGCAGCAGCAGCAGCAGCAGCAGCUGGCAGUGCAGGGCCAGAGAGGUGAGAGCCAGGCAGCUGGGGCGUAUAGUGUGGCUGGUGAGGGGGCAGGGCAGUGGCGGCGGUGUACACAUGGGGAGCAGUCCACCCCUGUUGUGCCAUCCUGUGGAAGUGGCUGUAGCCACGCCUGCUCCAGUGAAGAGGGGAGGCCACUGCAGGGUGCUGACACAGGCAGCCUGGCUGCCGCCCGCUUCAUUAGGUACAUGCACUCUUACUCUCUCCCGCCUAGAGAGAUGGGUCGCGCAGGCAGCUGUGGCCGUUGUCUUGAGGCGGGCGGCUGGGCUGGGGCCAGCCGUGCUGACAGGCACAUCACAAUAACUAUUAGGAAGAGGAGGCAAGAGCAAGAGCAUCCCAUGCUCAGCCAGCUGCUGACCUCCAGACCCAGGCCAGCCCGUUAUCGUGCCCACCUGCAAAUGCCCAGUGUGUCCCAGCCAGACAAGCAAGAUCCACCCAAAACACCUAGAGACAAAGGGUUGGAUGGGCAUGUAGUGAAAGUUAGUCAGGAACAUCAGAUUGUAUACCCAAUUCUGGACUUCCAGGAACCUAGCCAAGCUAAUUCAUCAGAUCUUGAGCUUUCAACUCUGGUUGACUUUGACUUAGAAAGUUUGUUAGUGAAAUUUGAGCAGGAUAUUGAAGGGUCUAAAAUUAAAGUGGGGCAAAAUGGGGUGGAUAUUCAUGAUGAUGUCUUAGGCAGCCCCCUGUCAUUCCCAGGGGGCUUGCCAAGUCCACUCUUCCAAGACUCUUUAGUUCCAGAGCACACCCCCUCCACCAUACAAGAGCAGAACCCACACAGACAGGCAGACUGCAGGCACCCCGAUGACCACUUUCCACCACCGUUAGCCAAACCAACCACCUUGCCACUUCCUUUGACCCCAGAGUCUCCAAAUGACCACAAGGGAUCUCCAUUUGAGAACAAGACCAUUGAACGCACAUUGAGUGUGGAGAUCUCUGGAACCCCAGGUCUGACACCACCUACCACACCUCCUCAUAAAGUCAGUCAAGAGAACCUUUUCAAAGUAUCACUCAAAACCAAGCUGUCAUCAGCUUCUUCAGCCCUGACAAGCAAGAAGGCCAAGCUGAGCAAUGGAAGCCCUAGCUCUCUUCCAUUCAGUACCUCCAGCAGGAAGGCCCAUGAGAAGUCUGAGCUGUAUGCCCAGCUGAGCAAGGCAUCCUCUGCCCUGCCUCUGGGAAACUUUGAAGAGUGCCGGGGCAAGCGGCCCACGCCCCGUGUGUUUGGUGAUCAUGAUUAUUGCCAGGCCUCAAGCACAAAACGAGACAAUGGCACAUUGGUUGCCACGAUCACUGGGCCUGUAGAGGGCCGGCAUGUAGAACCUAAAGACUCAACCAUGCCAGCCUUCUGUAAUCUCACAUCCUCUUUGUCUUCCACCAGUCCCUUAUCUUCCUCUCUGGCAAGGCAGCUGCAGGGUCUUUGCCCCAUAGUUCCGGAGGCUUGUCCAGACAAGGAAGCUCAGGGGCAGGACCACAGACCUGCACUGGGUGCCAAAACUUCUAAAGAGUGCAUCUCUGCUGGCAGGAAGCUGCUGCAAGACCAGGAGAUACGGGAAGAGCUCAAUAAGCACUUUGGUAAUCCCCAACAAGCCUUUUUUAGUGAGACUGAGCAGAGUGGGUUCCAGCCACUAGAUGAAAGUGACUCUGGGGAUGAGAACUAUUACCCUUUUGAGGCCUACAUGGACACAGGCUUGCCUGACUUUGAGGACCUAGAAGUGGGCCGUGAGCAUCUUCUUUGCUCUUGGGAAGGGACUCCAUUGGAGAUGCUCUUUGAAGGCUCACCACCCUGUUCCCCAUCCAACAGCUUGCCUUCCCAGAGCCCGGUCUCGCCACCCUCAACUCUGCUCUCUCCACGGCACUUCUACAACUCCCGCUCUCGAUCCCGUUCCAGGUCUUCCUCCCGCCACAGAUACAGAUCCCUCUCCAGGUCUCCUUACUCCUGUUCCCAGUCCCCAGAUAACUGCUCCCCCUCUUGGUCUCAUCAUACUGUUGAGAGCACUUUCAAAUCCAGGACUAUUAGAAGUCCUCAGUCUAACUCUCACUCUGGUCUCAGUCAGAGGCCUAGGUAUGACAGCUAUGAGGAAUACCAGCAUGAACAGCUGCAGAGGGAGGAGUACCAGCAGGACUAUGAGAAACGGGAGGUAGAGAGGGCUGAACAGAGGGAGAAACAACGAAAGAGAGCAAUAGAGGAGAGGCGGGUUUUGUACGUUGGACGUCUCCGGGCUGACAGCACACGCUCCGAACUCAAGCGGCGCUUUGAAGUUUUCGGCGAGAUCGAGGAGUGUGCCAUCAACUUGAAAUAUAACGGGGACAAUUUUGGCUUUAUCACCUACCGCUACACUUGUGAUGCCUUCGCUGCCCUUGAGAAUGGACACACCUUGCGCAGGCUGAACGAACCUGAGUUCGAGCUCUGCUUCGGUGGACAAAAGCAGUUCUGCAAAUCCAAUUACACAGACUUGGACUCUCAUUCUGAAGACUUUGAUCCGACUUCAACUAAAAGCAAAUAUGACUCGAUGGAUUUCGACAGCUUGUUGCGUGAGGCCCAGUGUAGCCUGAGAAGGUAACGAGCUCCACCACACCUGCUGGUUGCAAAGCGAGGGAUUUGUGAUACCUCACUGCUGUUUCGCUCCUCUGAAUAUGAGACUACUACAAGUUUUACACGUGUGUAUAUAUAGAAAGAACAUAUAUGUAUAUCUAAAAGCAAAGUUUACAUGAACAUAGCUGCUGCAAAGACUUUACCUUUGGGGAUUAGACAAUAAACCUUUAGAGGAGUGCACAGAUAUGUGCCUGUACUGUGCUGCUGUAUGAGACAGUGAUCUCCAUGGGAUUGUUUUCUUCAUGCACUGCUCCAAUCUCAGCGCUUUGAGGGGUGAAAACAUGCAGCCUGUUCAGUCAGUUUUUAUUUGAUUGAUUUUUUGACUUUUUUUAUUUAACCUGGUAUUUGGUUGUGGUGUUACAAUGUUGUUAAGUGAGUAUGGGAUUAGUAUCUUCUACAAGGUAAUAUUGUCUACAUUUUGGGGUGGGGGGGUGGGGGGAAAUGAUAUAAACAAAUAUUUACAGAUAUUAAAUGGAAUAUUUUUAUUUUGUGUACAUAUCAAGGCAAAGUUCUUUAUUUGUUACAGCUAUGCACUGUAAAACGCAGCCUUUAUAAGAUGGAGUUUUUCCUAAUCGAGAAUGUUAAUCUGUAGUCAUUACAGUGACGCAUAACCAACAUGGUGGUUAUGUGGAGUGAUAUGAUUGUAAAAAAUAAAUAAAAAUAAAAUGUCUUUGGAGAUUGGGUGCUCUUCAGGGGGAGCAUGUGAACAGAUUUUUAAAGACUUUUGUUUUAAAAAUGUCAUUAAUCAUGUAUAGUUUCAUCUUUUAGCUUCCUCAGUGUUUUCCUUACAUGACAUAUGUAUGAAACAUUUUAAUAUUUUUAUUUCCAUAACUGCACAACCAUAAGAUUUUUUUUCUCUGACGGAACGACUAACUUUUUAAUUGAUUAUUUUGUGCACACUAAUAAUUUUUAUUAUUAAUUUUUUUUUUAAUAAUUCACUGUUACUAAUAUGUGAUUGCUUUUUUUCAAAGAUAAAUUCACGUACUCAUGUUCAUGAGGAAGAAAUGUAUUUAUUUCAGUAUUUUGAUCAAAAUAUUUAUGGUUGACAUCUACUAUGAUGCGCCUUACAAAUUUUGCUAUUUAUAUUGUUAUUUGACUUAUUUAACAUUCAAGUUCUACAGAAAUAUUGCUUUCUCCUCCUUUUAUAAACAGUUGUGAUGAAAAGGUACAUGGUUUUCUUCUCCACAGAUUGCAGCCAUUUUAAAUUAUAUUUUAAAAUCAUGUUCUUUUUCUAAAGCACAUAAAGCAAUAAAACUAAUUUUGCAGGUAUUUCAUCACACCACAAUAAAUCUGUCUCAUUGCUCCUCAUACACUUGGUUAUGUGAAUGCCAAAAUAAAGUUUACAGUUUUCUUUCCAGAAUUUUUUAAAAAAAAAACUUUACUUGAUGUAAAAAAAAUCUAUAACACUAAUCUUCAUGUUAUUCACAGUAAUAAUUAUAAAGAGAAUAAUAAUAAUAAAAGACAAAAUGUGUAUAAAAAGAUUUUAAAAAAGCAAUAAAUUAUUUUUCACAGUUGUCUUUUAGCUGAAGCUGUUGUGUAGUUUGACCUGACCUGGUACCCAGACUCUGUCCCAAACUGGGGAACUCAUUCCAUUAUCCCAUUAAACCUAAGAAUCAUAUGCACUGUACAGGGGAAAUUAAAAGAUGUGAAGAAGAAGAAGAAAAAAAAAACUAGAGAGAGAACAAUAUUACAUUACUACUGACAGAUGGGUAACUCUUACAAGUACAGUACCACAUGUCUGCUUCUGGCUGAAUGUGUGUUGGAGAUUACAGCUUCUCUUUGAACAUUACUCUGAAUGAGAAAAGGAUUUUAAUACCAGUCUUUUUAAGACUCCAGAAUAACAUCAGAGAAUUGAUUAAAAAGCGUGGGCCUGUCUGAAUAUCGCACUACCGUCCUAGUGAACCUCAAGGUUACCUUGCGGUUCCUAGUUCAAGUAAUAUCUAGUUUCUUUUCAACAGAGCCCAACAUCUUUGUAUUAAUAUCAACAGAUCACAUUACACCUUUUGUGAAAUAUGACUGCAUAGAUGAGUGUACAAAAAGGGGCAAUAUCACAAGGGAUGAAAUAAAAUGUAAAAAAAAAAAAAAGAGAGAGAGGGAGAGAGAGAGAGGGAGAGAGAGAGAGACCUUCCUUGUCCUGUCUAGUAUGUUCUUUCUGUGCAGAGCUUGGGUAAUGGUGUCAUGUCUCAUUUGAUAUGUGGCUUUAAUCAUUGUGAUAUUUGAGAAAAAAAAAAUGCUUUGUAAAUCGUUAAGUAGCAAUAUAUUGCAAUCCCCAAUGGGUUUUUUUUUUUGACUGUGUGGCUUUUUACCAGUGUGAACUACUGAGGGAUUUCCCACUGCUGUACAAAUCUGUUUAUUGAUUAACAUGCUGAUUUUGGAAGGACAAGAUGUGUUUGUGUGUGUAUACGAAUGCAAGUGUAUGUGUGUGGUUAUAUCGAUUAUAUUCUCGGGGUGGGGUGGGGUGGGGUGUGGUUGGGCAGGGGUAGAGGAGAAGGGUGUUGGUUGUUACCUUUCUUUUUUGUCCCCUAUCCAUGUUGCCUUCUGCUGAGUCCUUACCAAUGCCUUUGUGGUUUUACCUAUUGUACAAUUUUCUUGUGAACUUUAUUUUUUAUGUGCAAUUCUCAUCAGUCCAACCAUGCCAAUAAAGGGAAAUGUGUUUCAAAGAAAUGCACUGGACACCUCUAAGUUGUUCUACUCGUUUUUCCCCCUCCUUCCAUUUGUCUUCUUAUUUGAUGGGAAAACAAAACUCACAAUCAUGAGCCAUGUUUGAGUAAUCUAACUGGAUUCUUUUCUUUUUUUUUUUUUUUAAAAGUCUUUUUUCAAUAGCUUUACUAGAGGGUUUUGUUCCUUAAGGACAUUCAUCAAAUGAAGCAGAAGCAGCAAUGUGUAAGUUUAUUUCAUAUUGAACUUCAACAUUGUUCAAUUUCCCAUAUUAACUGUGCACAGUGUCUGUUAUUUUUGUCUGAUGUUUAUGCUUUCGCCAACUCUGCAAGAACAUGGGAUAUGAAUAAUGGUAAUCUUGCAGUGUCUGUUUCCUAACAUACAUAAAUUGUUCUGUCAGGACCCCACAUAUGAAUUAAAAUAAAACGAGGAUCCCCUGUUUUUCUUUUAAUUUUUUAAAACUGCACAACCUAAGCAGCACAUCAGAUUGAAAUGUAAUCAGUCAUUCUAUUAUUCAACCUGUAAGCAAAUCUCACAGUGACAGUGAAUAACCUUUUUUUCCUCUUUAAAAAUAUGGCAGGAGUAGGCAUUAAAUUUUAAAGCAAAGGAAUCCAAUUGUAUUUUUUUUUCAUUAAUGCUACAGUUGAGCCCCAGAGAAAAGAGCUGUUUCUUUCAUUUUGGCUGGGCAGCCAUGCACAGGCAGGAGGUCUCCCUCAGCAUGCCCUUUUGCUCAUAAUGGAAGAACCCCACAUCCCAGCAAUCACACUGGAUGAUAAAGGGACCUACAGCAUCUGAGGGUCCACCUCAUGCACCUCAGGCUGCGUAUCAGUCUUAACAGCUUUUGGUCACUUGAACGCAAAAAAAAGGGUCCAUAUUUGACAGAAAUACAGAAAACACCAGAGCAGUGAUAGACUGAAAAUGGAUAUAAACACUAUGACACAAACAGUUGUCGGUAUAAUAUCUAUUACAACAUGAAAACAUGAAGGCGGCAUUAAAUUCUGCUCAGUGUUCGAGCAAUACUCAUGAGCUGCA